This is a messenger RNA of Drosophila novamexicana, 1698 nucleotides long. RefSeq names its product vacuolar protein sorting-associated protein 62. The record is from RefSeq and is a predicted model, not a curated record. Bases 242 to 1573 code for a protein of 443 amino acids. NCBI's taxonomy places the organism in Eukaryota, Metazoa, Arthropoda, Insecta, Diptera, Drosophilidae. The transcript is spliced from 3 exons.
AACAAGCACUGCAAAAACGACAACAAGACUUUUAAAUGCAACUGACGGUACUGGCACUUUCAUCGAUAGCAGCAACAACAACAACAACGAGGCCUCCACCGUCGCCUAUGAACAGCAGCAACAACAACAACAACAACAAACAUUGCAAUAUGCUCAAAUAACGGCAUUAGAUAAAGAAGUAGUUGAACGCCUGAUCAAGCAAUGGGCACCGAUUGUGUGGCUGGCGCCGGAGGAAAAAUUCAUGCCACUGGGCGUUGAGGAGUUUCUGCAGCAUGUGCAUCCCAUGGACAAGGAUCGCAGCUUUACGCCGGGCGUGCCCUUCAGCGAAUACUCCACCAAAUCACACCUGGUGACCAAUGGCGAGAUGGAGGAUCUGCUCAAGAACGAGCAAUCGUUCAUCCACGGCCGUAAUCCCAAUGAGGCGCCAGUGCCCAUCUAUGGCGUGGUCACACUGUGUCCCGGUCCGGCCAAACGCGAGCCCGAAGCCAUGCCUCCGUCACCAUUGGCCAGCACACGGGGUCCCUACAUACCGGUGUCCAUUGAUCCGCUGGAGGAACGCAAUGAGACGGUCCGACGUUCGUCGCGACUCUUUCCACUUUUUCAGCGCGUAAGGCGCGAGGCAGGCAGCAUGCCAGAGUAUGGGCCGCUCAGUGACUACGAUCUGGUCAUGGGCGAGACACAGUUAGCCGGCGCAGCGCUUCCUGAACCUGCGACGUUGGAGCAGCAGCAGCAGCUGGAGUCGGAGUUGGAGAAUGGUAUCCCAGUGAACAAUUUUAUAGCCAAUCUGGCGGACAAUGUCAAGUUCAGUGGAGGCGUCGAUCUGGACGACAAUCUGGAGGAUAACAAUAUAGGCGAUGCGCCAGCGCAAGAGACGCAGCGGGUCAAGGGACAGCUGCCUGGCUUCCAUGUCACCUAUUGGAUGUUCUAUCCCUACAGCCAAGGCAAGACGAUGUGCACGCUGAGCCUGGGGCCCCUGGGCCGCAUACCCUUUCCGGCUGUCUACGGCUACUGCCUGGGCCACCGCCGGGACAUUGGCAGUCAUGUGGGCGACUGGGAGCACAUGAGUUUGUACUUUAACGGCGAUGCCGAGCCGCAGGCCAUGUAUGUCUCCGCUCACGAUGCGGGCGCCUACUACAGCUACAAUCGCCUCACUGGCUCCUUUGAGUUUCGGCGCCAGGAGACGCGAAAGGGCAUCCUGCAGCGUCCCAAUUUUCCCAAAACGGUCACCACGUUCAAGAAUCAUCCGGUGCUCUUUGCCGCCAAGGGCUCCCAUGGCCUGUGGACUGCGCCCGGCAAGCAUCGUUUCGUUAAGGUGGCCCGACUGUACGAUAUUAAUGGCUUUGGCACGCCCUGGAACACUUGGAAGGCGGUCGAUAUAAGCUAUAAGAAUCUGCGCUCCUAUGGUCGCUCUUUGGUGCCCGAUUGGCUGACCUAUCGCGGCAAGUGGGGCAAUCCCAAGAGCAAGUGUCAUCCCUUUCGUCGCAUUGGCCUCAACUUCUGCGAGUUCACAGACGGACCCACGGGCAUACCACUAAAGGAGCCGCACUUUGAAUGCGGCGCCGACUAUCGCUGAUUGUAGGAUUGGCCCGACUAGCAUUAAGCUUAACUUAAGAAAAGUAUUUAUUGUGAAAUUCCCUACCUGCUGGUUGCUCCCUAAAAAGCAUUAAAACUGACCUAAGAAACGUGCUUAACAAUUUA